Messenger RNA from Gossypium raimondii (Peruvian cotton), 444 nucleotides. RefSeq lists its product as uncharacterized. Lineage: Eukaryota; Viridiplantae; Streptophyta; Magnoliopsida; Malvales; Malvaceae. The transcript is spliced from 2 exons. The coding region runs from base 1 to 444 and encodes 147 amino acids. The record is from RefSeq and is a predicted model, not a curated record.
AUGAUUGUAUCGAAUGAUGAGGAUUUAAGACAGUCGAUUCUGAGAGAGGUGCCUGGUAGUCCCUAUACUAUGCAUCUCAGCGGGAACAAGAUGUAUCGAGAUCUUCGGGAAUUGUACUGGUGGCCAGGGUUGAAGCGUGAGGUUACCGACUUCGUUGCUCACUAUUUGACUUGUCAGCAGGUUAAGGCUGAGCAUCAGGUACCUUCGAACAGAUGGUCAGUCCGGGAGGAGUACUUGCCGUUAGCGGAGUUUGCCUACAAUAAUAACUUCCAGUCUAGCAUCCAGAUGGCACCUUACGAGGCACUGUACGGUCGUAAGUGUUGCACUCUUUUAUGUUGGACUGAGUUGGGCGAGCGACAUGUUCUGAGUCCUGAGUUGGUCUCUGAGAUAAAGGAUAAGGUUAGAUUGAUUCGGGAUCGUUUGAAAGUGGCUUCUGAUAGGUAG